This is a messenger RNA of Diorhabda carinulata, 535 nucleotides long. It is a transcript of the gene RpII15, whose product is annotated as DNA-directed RNA polymerase II subunit RPB9. Gene Ontology annotation, biological process: transcription-coupled nucleotide-excision repair; maintenance of transcriptional fidelity during transcription elongation by RNA polymerase II; DNA-templated transcription. Bases 83 to 475 code for a protein of 130 amino acids. Gene Ontology annotation, cellular component: RNA polymerase II, core complex. The transcript is spliced from 4 exons. Lineage: Eukaryota; Metazoa; Arthropoda; Insecta; Coleoptera; Chrysomelidae. Gene Ontology annotation, molecular function: nucleic acid binding; DNA-directed RNA polymerase activity; zinc ion binding. The record is from RefSeq and is a predicted model, not a curated record.
AGAAAAUGGUUAUACGUCAACACUUUGACGUUGUCAAUUUGCAUUUGUUAAUUUAACUUUAUUUUUACAAAUAUUUUUAAUAAUGGCAAAACCUUCAGGAUACGAUACACACAGUGAAGGUCCGGGAUUUGUAGGAAUACGAUUUUGUCAAGAAUGUAAUAAUAUGUUAUACCCCAAAGAAGAUAAAGAAAACAAAAUACUUUUAUACGCUUGUAGAAAUUGCGAUUAUAAACAACAUGCCGAUUCAAAAUGUAUUUAUGUUAACAAAAUUAUGCACGAAAUUGAUGAACUUACUCAUAUAGUAGCCGACGUAAUUUCUGAUCCAACAUUACCCAGAACAGAAGAUCACCAAUGUCCUGAAUGUAACCACAGGGAAGCCGUAUUUUUCCAAGCACAAACAAGAAGAGCUGAAGAAGAAAUGAGACUGUACUAUGUAUGUACGAAUCCACAUUGUGCCCAUAGAUGGACGGAAUGAAAUGUCAUUUCCCCGGCUCACACUAUUUUUCAUAAAUCUCGUAUUUUAAUAUUAUAUUAA